Molecule: messenger RNA, 3256 nt
Organism: Triplophysa rosa
Lineage: Eukaryota; Metazoa; Chordata; Actinopteri; Cypriniformes; Nemacheilidae
Gene: asphd2
Product: aspartate beta-hydroxylase domain containing 2
Exons: 4
Coding region: 1065-2180 (371 amino acids)
Source: RefSeq, a predicted model, not a curated record
AUCAUUAUUAUUAUUAUGAUUAUUUUCCUGUAUUCAUAUUGUUGGUAUCGCUAUAAAUAUUAUAAUUCUGUGUUUGCCACCGUUUAUUAUGUCGAUAUUUUUAUAUCAAGCGUCUUUGUUAUAUAAACGCCCAUAUUUCAACGCUAUGGUGAGGAGACGUCGGGCAUCUGUCAUGUUCUUUUCUGUCCGCUUGUCUUCGGCGUUAUGGACGUCGUCGCCUGCCAGUGUAUUACAAGCGUAAGGGCAGAACUAGAAACUGCAAUGAAACAGCUGAAGGGAGGUGUCUGACUGGGAAGUGUAGAGACGAGGAAAGUGCUCGUGCCGGUUGGGUUCUGAAAAUAAGUGCUGUCGGUAAAUAUUUGAUGCGCGUCUUGAGGUGUCGGUUGCGCGUUAACGGGGUGAGACGCAUCCUCGAUCAUAUUCUUUGCAUGUUGAAUUUCAUCAUGUUGCAUUCGGUGUCUUGGGGUUUUCUUUGUGUUUCGUGUUGGGCUAUUACUGUACGCAUGCCGUUACUCUCUCAUAAAUCCCGUCUGUCUUUGUUGACAGCUGCUGUGAGAUAGCGGCGUAAACCUUUGCUCCGUUUUCGUCUCCAUUAGCCCGUCGGGGCGCAUUCCAUCUAAUGCAACUAUUCCCUACCGUUUGUUAAAUUUGUCAAUUGACCUGGAGGUGCCCUGGGGUGCAUUAUGUCUCUGUGUGUUUAUCUGUGCUGAGGAGCAGAGAAGCAGAUGAGUUAUUUCGCAGCCGAACACUGUCAACAUUUCCAAAUGCAACAAAACGGAGAACAGUAACCUCUGAGAAAACAGGCCAAUAUGCUGUUUGAUGACGUAGCAAUAUCAGGAAGAAAACCGGAGAGAUGCUUUAAGCCAAAAAUGGAUUUGAAAGGCAAGAUGGAGGCUGUAUCACCUUACUGAAACAUCCAAUCCGGAACUCCAAUGCACAGUCCAACAAAUAACCGUGCAAGAGACAAUCUCCAUCAAUUACAUUAAACCACUCAAUAUCUGCAUGUCUGUCUGAGUUUGUGCUUCUAAGUCAGUGUGUGUGUCUAUGUAUGUUUGUGUGCAGUGAUGGAAUGGUCUUUAGAGCGAAUGAGGGAAUGGGUGGCGGGUGGCAUGCAGUCGGUACGGGAAUGUGAGUCCAGCGCUCUGGGCACUGCCCUUUGUCUCGCCCUCCUGUUUAUCUGGUACUGCUACCGUGUGGGAUGCGAGCACGCUGCCCCUUCUCUCCGUGGUGGCUUCACCCCCGAGCCACGUGGCAGCACCGUGCCCGGUGGAGUCCUGAGCUCGGGUCUCACAUCCCGCGGAGGUUCGCUGAAACUCCGUCAAGUCACUGGGGUUGGAGGUGUGGUCAGCGAGGAAGAACUUAACGGCUUUGCCUACUGCCAGUCACCUGAGUGCUUCCGUUGCACGAAGCCCGGCGAGGGCCUGAACCAGCGACUCUACCAUAGCCUCCAAGAGUACGCCAAGCGCUACACCUGGGCCGGCAUGGGGAGAGUGCACAAAGGCGUACGCGAGCAGGGGCGCUACUUACUCUGCAGUCGCCCCUCCAUCCAGAAACCGGAGGUCUUCUUCCUGCCAGAUCUUCCUUCUGCUCCAUUCUUUUCACGAGAGGCACAAAAACACGACGUGGAGCUUUUGGAGAGAAGUUUCCCCACAUUGCUGGCUGAGUUUGAGAGCGUGUACCGGCUGCUGUCCAGUCGGACUGGCUCCUCACUUCCGCCGGGCUGGAAGGCCAACAGCACACCUCGCGGCCAGUGGUGGACCUUCUAUCUGGUGAACCAGGGUACUCCGAUGGUGCUGAAUGCCAGGCGUUGUCCACGGGCGUGGAGGGUACUCGGGCAGCUCCGUACUUUUAUUGCUAAUAAUGUGUUUGGAAAUGCCUGCUUCUCAGUGCUCAGUCCUGGAGCCACCAUCACUGAGCAUUAUGGGCCAACCAAUGUACGCCUGCGCUGCCACCUUGGACUGAAGGUGCCCCCUGGUUGUGAGUUGGUAGUCGGUGGAGAACCGCAGUGCUGGUCUGAGGGAAGCUGCCUGCUGUUUGACGAUUCUUUUCUUCACACUGCUUUCCAUGGUGGUUCUGCUGAAGAUGGCCCGAGAGCUGUAUUCAUGGUGGACCUCUGGCAUCCAAACGUGGCAGCUGCUGAGAGACAGGCGCUGGACUACAUCUUUACCCCUGGACGCUGAGGGGCGGAAGCAGUGAAGAAGGUGGAAAGCCGAAGGAAAAGGAUUUCCAUUGAAUUAGCAGUAUGUGUAGGCGAAACUUUCGUGAGUGGGAAAGAGGAUAAGCACAUCAGUCUCCUCUUCUAGUUUAUGUACCUUUAUUCUGACUUUCCCUCUUAGCACUGCUGCAGUAGAGACUGAACCAUCACUAUUGUACAUUAUCAAUGUUUACAGACCACUAACCAUAGCAAAAAACGUUUGAAGACCUUUGCUUGAGACAAAGCCCUCGAGGAAAUUCACCAGUUGAUUAUUUUCAUUCUUGAAAGUCAGCUGCAGUUGACAGGGUCUCAUUAUAUCAGUUUCAUUUCACCUCGCGCACUGACAGUCAACCGCACAUGGAGACGCACUUUUAUCGGUAGGAUUGAAUAGGAAGCACAAUACGAUGUUUGGUCUGUACAUUUUUCCUGAGGUGAGGCUUACGCCAGCGAAGGUAAACAGUCGUAAAACGUCACGCGCUGCAGCGACAGGGAUUUGACAUUUACAGAAAAUGUACGUGGAUAUAUGGCAGAGAUGUUACACACUACCAGCUAUUGUGUACAAUUACCUCCAUCAAAUGCACUAGUGGCAGUUUUUGUUGCCACGUCUAAGCCAGGGUGAGAAAGAAUGAGAGCACAUCGAAUCAGCCUGCUUUCCACUUUGCUCUUUCCUACCCUGAGUUUUCAAGUAAAAUCAGAUUGCGUAUCAAUAGCUUUGUAUCUCUUUAAAACAAACGUGGGACAUGCCGCCUAGUAUUUUCGAAAAACACAACGUUGUUGGCUGUUAAUAUGUGCUAGGUUCAGCCUUAUUGUGCUUUGUUGUACUGCUUGUAAACCUAGCUUUCGUGGUUGUCGCAUUGAUAUUGGUACAUUCCUUUUGUAAGAUGACAGACAGUUUACAGAGUGUUUCGUGAGAAGUUACAUUUUAUAUCAUUGUGUGACUUUUGGAGUUGCGAAUCGAUUUUAUGACAAUGUUCCUACUUCCAUGUUUCCAACUUGUGCUUCAUGGACUCACUUUGCAAUGGAUGAGUAAUUCUUUUGAUUUAAUAAAGAAGUAAUUAAAUA